Ostreococcus tauri is the source of this 981-nucleotide messenger RNA. RefSeq names its product Zinc finger, RING/FYVE/PHD-type. The transcript has 2 exons. Lineage: Eukaryota; Viridiplantae; Chlorophyta; Mamiellophyceae; Mamiellales; Bathycoccaceae. The record is from RefSeq and is a predicted model, not a curated record. The coding region runs from base 1 to 981 and encodes 326 amino acids.
AUGGGGAACGCGAUGCGCUUGCCGACGCACACGGCGAAUUCGAACAGAAGACAGAUCGCGCAACACUUCGCGCCGGCCAUUCCGGGGGCGUACGAGCCGCCGGACGACGCGGCGCAUCGAGGACGGGUGGACGCGAGUGAGGCGGUCGUGGCGCGAGAGCGACGGAGAGUGUUUCUUCGACGGUCGUCGGAUGACGUGUGGUUAGCGGAAGAGGAGGAGGGGUCGAGGAGCGGCAAAGGCGGCGGCGAACUCCACGUGAGCGAGGAGCAUCAGGAGUGCGGCGUGUGCUUCGAGCCGCUGUGUAAGGAGCGAACGGCGGUGUUCGUGGACGCCGAGGGGAAGAGGGUGUGUUCGCACUUCUUGCACGAUCGGUGCGCGCGGAGUACGAUCGAAUACGUGGGGCGGUGGUGCCCGCUGUGUCGCGCGGAGUGCGCGGAGUCUCGAGGGGUGCCCUUCACCACGGAAGACGCGGACGAGUGGUUCAGACUGUGCGAUGUUCAGGGCGAGGGGACGAUGAACAAGGAGCAAGUCAUAUCGGUGAUCCGUGCGCAGGUUCCCGUGGACUGGAAGCGAAUCGCAAAGGAUUUGGAUUCGUUGUGGUCCAAGUUUGAUCCCGAGGACACGGGCGUGUUGCGAAAAGAUGACGUGAUCGGAGAACAGGGUCUGCUCAAGAUGGUGAGCGCAAAGUAUCCAGCGAGACUUCGAGAAUACAAGUCGAUACCCCACGUUACCGAUAAAUCGCGUUGGUUCACUUUUUGGGACGAAGACCUGUCCGGGAUGUUGGAGAAAGACGAAGUCGUCCGCGCGCUCAUCAAAUCGUUCGGUCUCAAACAAGACGUCGAACACAUACAGGCUCUACGAAGCGUCGUGGAGAAUAUUUGGUACGGAUUGGGGGACGCCAUCGUGGCCGCGUUCGCAAUCGACAAACGGGAGGAGUUCGAGGCAAUUCGAGCUAGAAAUAAGCGAAAGGGGAAGAAAUAG